Molecule: messenger RNA, 1717 nt
Organism: Telopea speciosissima
Lineage: Eukaryota; Viridiplantae; Streptophyta; Magnoliopsida; Proteales; Proteaceae
Product: aspartic proteinase-like
Exons: 14
Coding region: 69-1616 (515 amino acids)
Biological process (GO): proteolysis; lipid metabolic process
Molecular function (GO): aspartic-type endopeptidase activity
Source: RefSeq, a predicted model, not a curated record
CCAUUUCCCCCUUCUUCUCUUCUUUCCCAAUCGGUUCGUCUGCGAAUUUGAUCUUCGGAUAGGUCAACAUGGGAACCAAAUGCAAAGCCAUCGUGGUUUCUUUACUCCUGUCGUUCGUUUUGUUCCCUCUGGUCUUUUCUGCUUCUUCAGAUGGAUUGAUUAGGAUCGGACUGAAGAAAAGGACAUUGGACCCAGAUAACCGCCUUGCUGCCCGAAUUGAGUCUCAACAGGGGGAGUCUUUGAGGGCUUCUAUCCGGAAAUAUCACCUCCGAGGUAACCAUGGAGACUCCGAGGGUACUGACAUAGUUAUAUUAAAGAACUACAUGGAUGCUCAGUACUUUGGGGAGAUUGGUGUUGGGACACCCCCUCAAAAAUUCACUGUGAUAUUUGACACUGGAAGUUCAAAUUUAUGGGUGCCCUCUGCCAAGUGCUACUUCUCUGUUGCUUGCUAUUUCCAUUCCAAGUACAAGUCAAGCCAGUCAAGUACCUAUAAGAAGAAUGGGAAACCGGCUGAGAUUCAGUAUGGGACUGGAGCUAUUUCUGGUUUCUUUAGCCAAGACAAUGUCCAGGUUGGAGAUCUUGUGGUUAAAAAACAGGAGUUUAUCGAGGCAACUCGAGAGCCAAGUGUCACAUUUCUGGUAGCCAAGUUUGAUGGCAUACUUGGGCUUGGAUUUAAAGAGAUAUCUGUUGGGGGUGCUGUCCCUGUCUGGUACAACAUGGUUGAUCAAGGGCUUGUUAAGGAACCUGUUUUCUCAUUUUGGAUUAACCGAAACACACAAGAAGAAGAAGGGGGAGAAAUUGUGUUUGGAGGGGUUGAUCCUAAUCAUUACAAGGGUGAACACACAUAUGUACCUGUGACUCAGAAAGGCUAUUGGCAGUUUGACAUGGGUGAUGUCCUUGUUGACGGAAAAUCAACAGGAUUCUGUGCUGGUGGUUGUGCGGCAAUUGCUGACUCUGGAACGUCUUUGUUGGCUGGUCCAACGACCAUUAUUGCUCAAAUCAAUCGUGCAAUUGGAGCCUCGGGGGUCGUUAGCCAGCAAUGCAAGGCUGUUGUUGCUCAAUAUGGGCAGAGAAUAUUGGAGUUAUUGUCAGCAGAGACGGAUCCAAAGAAGGUAUGCUCCCAGGUUGGUUUGUGUACCUUCGAUGGAACUCAAGGUGUCAGUAUUGGCAUUGAGAGCGUUGUGGAUGAGAAGAAUGGUGGCAAGUCUUCUGGUGUAUUGGGUGAUGCCAUGUGCUCUGCCUGUGAAAUGACUGUUGUAUGGAUCCAGAAUCGGAUUAAGCAGAAUGAUACAGCAGAUAAUAUAUUGAACUAUGUGAAUGAGCUUUGUGAGCGGUUGCCUAGUCCAAUGGGAGAAUCAGCUGUUGAUUGUAAUCAACUUUCUUCAAUGCCUCCUGUUGCUUUUACCAUUGGUGGCAAAACAUUUCAUCUGAUUCCAGAGCAGUACAUCCUCAAAGUUGGUGAGGGAGCUGCAGCUCAGUGCAUUAGUGGUUUUACAGCUUUGGAUGUGCCGCCGCCUCGUGGUCCUCUCUGGAUAUUGGGAGAUGUCUUCAUGGGCCGUUACCACACUGUCUUCGAUUACGGCAAAUUGAGAGUUGGCUUUGCAGAAGCGGCAUAAACAAAACAAUUCUACUAUGUGGCUUUUCAUUUACUGUCGACCCGUUUUGAACAGCUUUACACCUGAAUGUAAAUAUUACUGGAUGUGAUCUUUGAAUCCUU